UGGCAACAGUGCGUCAGGGAGUUGAAUGAGACAAGUGCAUUUCUAUAGUUAUAUUGCUAUAUGUAGUCCUAAAGAUUAUUUUUUUUAAAAGCACAUUGGGUUAAAACCGCAUAAAAAAAUUUUAUGUGGCCGGCAUGUCGCAGCAGCAGGCCAAAGCUUUUGAAAUUCUGGAAAAGUAAAGACGGUCUGAAGAAAAAGAACAGAGAUAAUUGUGUCAUGCAGGACUCAAAGUCUGGAAAUUGUGUUAAUGGAGUCUUCUACUCAGAAAAGGUUGUUAUAUUGGAUGCUGGUGCUCAAUAUGGGAAGGUGAUUGACAGAAGAGUAAGGGAAUUAUGUGUUGAGACAGAAAUUCUUCCAUUAAGUACUCCAGCAGAUACUCUGUUAGCUCAGGGCUUUAGAGCAAUAAUUAUAUCUGGAGGACCGAGCUCUGUCAAUGCUGCUGAUGCCUAUGCUCAUGAUCCACAAAUUUUUACUUGUGGUUUACCAAUUUUGGGGAUAUGCUAUGGCAUGCAGAUGAUAAACAAACACUUUGGUGGAACAGUUCUUAAAAAAGAUACAAGGGAGGAUGGCCAAUUUGUUGUUCAAGUUGACACAUCAUCUGCAUUGUUUAAAGGUCUGGAUAAAGAAGAAACUGUAUUAUUAACACAUGGUGAUAGCACUGAUAAAGUAGCAGACAAUUUUAAAGUUAUAGCAAAAUCUGGGCAUCAUGUUGCAGCUAUUGCAAAUGAAAAACUAAAGAUAUAUGGAGUGCAGUUCCACCCAGAAGUUGAUUUAACAACUAAUGGAAAGCUGAUUAUGAAGAACUUUCUUUAUAAUAUAUCAGGUUUAUCUGGAAAUUUCACUAUGCAAUCACGUGAAGCAGAAUGUAUUGAAUAUAUAAAGAAAUGUGUUGGAAAAAAUAAAGUGCUUAUGUUAGUCAGUGGAGGAGUUGAUUCCACCGUUUGUGCCGCUCUACUAAAUCGAGCAUUAAAGGAAGAUCAAGUGAUAGCAAUUCAUAUUGAUAAUGGAUUCAUGAGGAAGAAUGAAAGUUUACAGGUUGAAAUGUCAUUAAAGAAAUUAGGCCUAAAACUUCGAGUUCUAAAUGCAUCUCAGAACUUCUAUAAUGGCUCAACCACAGUUCCUGUUGAUAGGAAAGAUCCAAGUGGUAGAAAACGUGACACUCCUCUCCUUUGUAUGACAACAGAUCCUGAGGAAAAGAGAAAAAUUAUUGGUGAUACCUUUAUGAGGGUAGCUAAUGAAAUCAUAGCAGACCUCAGUUUGAAACCAGAAGAAACUUUACUUGGUCAAGGAACACUUAGACCAGACCUUAUUGAGAGUGCCUCCGCAUUAGCAAGCUGUAAUGCAGAUGCUAUCAAAACUCAUCACAAUGACACAGAUUUGGUCCGUAUUCUUAGAUCAGAGGGUCGUGUCAUAGAACCUCUAAAAGAUUUCCAUAAAGAUGAAGUAAGGAUUAUGGGAAAAGAUUUGGGUUUGCCUGAUGAAGUUGUUCAAAGGCAUCCUUUUCCAGGACCUGGUCUUGCUGUUAGAGUUAUUUGUGCUGAGGAACCAUUUAUGGAUAAGUCUUUUGCAGAAACGAGUGUGCUUGUUAAAGUUAUAAUUGAAUAUGCAACAUCUGUAUUAAAAAAACAUGCCCUAGUUAAUAAAGUGAAAGACAGUGCAACUGAAGAUGAGCAGGCCUUUUUAACUGCUGUGUCCAAUAAAUAUAAGCUUAAAUCUACCCUUCUUCCUAUCAAAAGUGUUGGCGUUCAGGGUGACCAACGCACUUACAGUUAUGUUGUAGGAUUAUCAACAGAUGAAGAAAUAGCAAAUUGGGAAGAUAUUAUGACUCUUGCUAAAAUUAUUCCUCGUGUUUGUCACAAUGUAAAUAGGGUUUGUUAUAUUUUUGGUUCUGCUGUUACAUAUCCAGUUCAUGACAUCACCCCCACCUUCUUAACUCCUCUUGUAUUAAGCACUCUUCGCCAGGUGGAUCAUGUAGCUCACAAUGUUUUGCAAAGCAGUGGGUAUAUGGGAAGCAUAUCUCAAAUGCCUAUAGUUCUUAUACCUAUACAUUUUGAUAGAGAUGUUGUGUCAAGAAAUCCUUCUUGUCAGAGGUCUGCUGUAAUCAGGACAUUUAUAACACAUGACUUUAUGACUGGAAUACCUGCUACACCUAAUAAGGACCUGCCUUUAGAAGUUAUUCAUAAAAUGGCAGAAGAUAUGUUAAAUGUUCCCGGAAUAUCCAGAAUUCUGUAUGAUUUAACACCCAAACCUCCUGGGACUACAGAAUGGGAGUGAAAUCUGUUCUAGAAUUUUUUAAUGUAAUUGUGUGGGCUUAUCUUUAAUAUUUCACGGGGGUCAAAAAUGUAAAUAAAAAGCCUUACUUUUAAUACAUAGUUUAGUCAGUUGGAAAAUUAUUAAAAUAAGGAGAAAAAAAAUGUAAAAUUUAUUUUGAAAUACAUUCUUGAAAGAAAAGUAAUUUUUUUUUUUUUUUUUUUAAUUUCAAAUUUUUUUGUGUGUUAAGUUUACAAAAUUACAUACCUUGGAAAGUUGCUGUAAUGCAAAACAUUGUCUGUGUGAUACCUUUUCCACCUUUCAUUGUUCAAUGAUUCUUUAACUUUAAUAUUGUUAAAAGUUACUCAAAUAUUUGUUCUGUUAAUCUGUUAUUAUUGUUGAGCUAUGAUUAAAAAUACUUCCCAUAUGUGCCUCAUAAAAUAAAUGAAAUUAAGCUAAUGAACAAAAAAAGCAAUAUAUGAUAUAUUUUUCAAAUGUAAUUGAUUAUGCACUUUGAAUGCAAUGCAAACAACGAAAAAUAUUGUUUAGCAAGGAUAUGUUAUUAAUCUUGCAAAUGCCUGUUACACAGUUUAAACGUUAUGAUAUUCCUGACAUUUUUUAAGACUGCAAUAAGCAUAAUCAAUUAUAUUAUAUAUUUUAUACUGAAAAAAUCUUAUUUGUGUGUGCGUGUGUGUACUUUGUGUUAUACCAUAUGAACAAUGAAAGAAUGGAAUAGCUUAUUUAUUGCCUUUACAAGAGAUAAUCUUAGAUCAGAAGAUUUUGUGAUUGAUCUUCUGGUAGAUUGUUACUUUUCCUGUUUUAAGAUGUUAAUAAUAAUAAAUUGAGAUGAUAAACAUUUUACAUACUUGUGCAAAUGUUUAUAUCUGUGCAGACUUUUUUCACAUUGUAAAUACAGUGAUAAUCUUAAAAGAUUCAGAUGAUGGAAUGUGCAGCAAAACUUUUGUUAAAAUAAUAAUAAAAAAAAAAAACAGUUUGCUAA
Messenger RNA from Argiope bruennichi, 3250 nucleotides. RefSeq names its product GMP synthase [glutamine-hydrolyzing]-like (gene bur). Gene Ontology annotation, cellular component: cytosol. Gene Ontology annotation, biological process: GMP biosynthetic process. Bases 124 to 2274 code for a protein of 716 amino acids. The transcript has 16 exons. NCBI's taxonomy places the organism in Eukaryota, Metazoa, Arthropoda, Arachnida, Araneae, Araneidae. The record is from RefSeq and is a predicted model, not a curated record. Gene Ontology annotation, molecular function: ATP binding; GMP synthase (glutamine-hydrolyzing) activity; GMP synthase activity.